AUGAGAUUUUACUUCGUGCCAGGGAAUGGACGUGGGCAAGCAGUAUCGCGUUUCGAUCGGCGACUAACGACAGACCAUUACAUAGAAGUGGGUUUUGAUAUCGCGAUCGCUUGGCAAUGGGAUUUGCCAUUGAGUCGAGAUUAUCCUCACGGAAGCGGAGAACUUGUUGCGAGUGCGACUCACUCGAAAGAUGACCUCGGCGUAACUUUAAAAUCCGUGAACAUUAGACGGGGAAACGACAAGGGAAGUAACGGCAAAAGAGGAUGGACAGGAAGAGAGACUUCUGAAUGCAAAGAGAGGAGAGUGAACUCUAGACCACUUCGUCACACUCGAGAGAAGACAGAGAGGGUACGGCAGCUUGUUCUAGUUUACGGUUCUCAGAACGAACGCAGAGAAAACUCAGCUACCGUGAGCCUUGCGUGGCUAAGAGGCUACCCCGAAAUUGUCGUAGUACUCUGUCGGAUUUGGUGUCGAAAUAAAUCGGCAAAGGUUGCUCUCCAAACCGUAUCUUUAUCCAGGAUGCCACUGAAUGAAACAUAAGAAAAUUAUGCUGCACGUACCAGAUGGAAGAUACCUUCGUAUGAGGAUUUCCAAGACACACAUUUUUUGAGAAAAAUAAAUCUUUGCAAUCGUCGAUCGAAUCACUGGGAAAAUCGAUUUUUUACAAAUAGAUUGCCGAUGCUUAUGC
Molecule: messenger RNA, 688 nt
Organism: Bombus pyrosoma
Lineage: Eukaryota; Metazoa; Arthropoda; Insecta; Hymenoptera; Apidae
Exons: 3
Coding region: 1-540 (179 amino acids)
Source: RefSeq, a predicted model, not a curated record